UUCAGACCAGGACCAAGCAGAACCUCCACAGAUUAAAGAGGAAGACGAGGAGAGUCCUAUCCAACAGGAUGAAGAGCAGGAGACUGAGGACAGAAACUACUGGGACCAGAUCCAGUCUCAGCAGUCCUCUGAAGCUGACCAGGAAGGARGCAGAGAUGAAGACCUGAAACUAAACAAGGGAAGUCCACAGACCAGGGGUCCCAGAGGUCCCAGUGGUCCCAAUGAGCAUGUAGACAGUCCAGAACCUGACAGAACUCACCCAGGUCACAAUCUGCUCUCUUGUGGGAUAGAUGCUAAUCUGUCUGGUCAAACACACACAGGUGAGGUUUUCACAUGUCACACCUGUGGGAAAAGUUUUAGUCAUAAAUGUUAUUUAAUCUCACAUGUGAGGACUCACAGCGGCGAGAAGCCUUUCUCCUGUCAGAGCUGURGGAAAAGUUACAACUGUAAAAACAGUUUAAAAAAGCACAUGAGAACUCACACAGGUGAGAAACCGUACUCAUGUGAAAUAUGUGGUAAAUGUUUCUUAUACAGUAAUCAGGUCACUGAUCACAUGAGGACUCACACAGGUGAGAAACCUUUCCCCUGUCAGACCUGUGGAAAAAGUUUUAGUCACAAACAUAAUUUAAUGGCACACAUGAGGACUCACACCGGGGAGAAACCUUUCUCCUGUCAGAUCUGUGGAAAAAGUUUUAGUAAAAACAGCAAUUUAAUCACGCAUGUAAGAACUCACACAGGUGAGAAGCCCUUCUCCUGUCAGACCUGUGGGAAACGUUUUAAUCACAGAGUCAGUUUAAAGUCUCACAUGAAAUGUCACACAGGUGAGAAGGUCUGAUCUUAAGACCCUUAUGCUGCAUUCACACUGAACACGUUUUCAGCGUUUAAAAUUAGGGAUGUAAACAAUUAAUCAACUUACGAUUAAUUGUCAGAUUGGAUUAUUGGUUUAUUGGAUUAAAAUUCCUUCAAUUCGA
Messenger RNA from Austrofundulus limnaeus, 971 nucleotides. RefSeq names its product gastrula zinc finger protein XlCGF49.1. The annotation marks the transcript as partial. The transcript has a single exon. The record is from RefSeq and is a predicted model, not a curated record. Gene Ontology annotation, biological process: embryo development; regulation of transcription by RNA polymerase II. Gene Ontology annotation, molecular function: DNA-binding transcription factor activity, RNA polymerase II-specific; RNA polymerase II transcription regulatory region sequence-specific DNA binding. Gene Ontology annotation, cellular component: nucleus. NCBI's taxonomy places the organism in Eukaryota, Metazoa, Chordata, Actinopteri, Cyprinodontiformes, Rivulidae.